Molecule: messenger RNA, 811 nt
Organism: Asparagus officinalis (garden asparagus)
Lineage: Eukaryota; Viridiplantae; Streptophyta; Magnoliopsida; Asparagales; Asparagaceae
Product: frataxin, mitochondrial
Exons: 5
Coding region: 41-601 (186 amino acids)
Biological process (GO): intracellular iron ion homeostasis; iron incorporation into metallo-sulfur cluster
Cellular component (GO): mitochondrion
Molecular function (GO): 2 iron, 2 sulfur cluster binding; ferroxidase activity; ferric iron binding
Source: RefSeq, a predicted model, not a curated record
CCUCCUCCUCAACCUUCAGAAACCUCGACUAAAGACUCCAAUGGCGUUCUCCUUCUCUCGCAAACUUCUAUCUCGACGACGACUAAUCCAAAGAUCGUUUCUUUCGCUUCUAGAAGCUUCCUCUCUUCCGGAUCCCUCCACGUGCCCGUCAAAAUUCGUGCGGAGGCUUGAUUUCCCUACCGUUUCUAGGGUUUUCUUUUCGUCGAAUCCUUCGCACUCCAACGAAGUCCAAGGACCUGCAGCCAUAGAAUACAGCUCUAUUCUGCCAGAAGAAGAGUACCACAAGUUAGCGGAUGAAACAUUGCAUGAUCUGCAAGAGAAGUUUGAGGAGUAUGGUGAUGAGAUCCAACUCGAUGGGUUUGAUAUAGAUUUUGGGAAUCAUGUUUUAACACUAAAGCUUGGCAACAUGGGCACAUACGUUAUCAACAAGCAAACACCAAACCGACAAAUCUGGUUGUCUUCACCAGUGAGUGGGCCUUCUAGGUUUGAUUGGGACGUGACAAGUCAAGCUUGGGUUUACCGGCGAACCAAAGCAAAUUUAUUGCAACUUCUCGAAGAAGAGGUUACCCAACUCUGUGGCAAACCAGUUUCUCUUACCUGAAAGCAGACGACUUCAGGUUGGAUUUGUUGCCUAAACUGAGAGCUGCCAUUGUAACAAAUGCUGAGGGAAAAAAGGAUGAGUCUGUCAGAAAUUUUCGGACUCAAUCUGGAAAUCAAAUGUUUUGUUUAUGUAUCUUGCAACUUACGGUUUGUCAUAAGUUGAUGUCGGAAUUAUUUAAAUAUUGAAAUAAAGCCUUGGUUUUUUGGCUGA